UUUUUCUCACCUGGCGAUACUUCCUUUAGUCUAAUGUGCGACAGAGGGCGUCUUCGUUUUUCUGUCAAGUAAAAAUGGUCAGCUGUGGGUCGUAAUUUCGAAAUUAUACGAAUUUCACGAUCAGAGAUACAGCCAUGGAUAAUUUGAAUGAUAAAUGGAGUGUUAAAAACCUCUUGUUUACUAAGGCUUUGCCGAAUUAUGUCAUACCAGUGCCAGUGAAUGGCCAUAAAGUUUUCACAUGUACCGAUUGUGGUGACAAAUUUAUCUUCGAGUCCAGUUUAAAUGAUCACGUCACACGCAAGUCUGUUAACAUCACAUAUCUGUGUCGCCAUUGUAAUGUAACAAUAACGUUUUAUAACCGAUGUAAUUUACUAUAUCAUAUAAGAUCCCACGUUUUUAGAACUGCGACCAUCAACGUCACUGACUUAAACGUAGAACCUUUACCGUUAAAUCUUUUCAACAUUAAAAUUGCAAUACCAGCAAACAAGCCAGCACCAAGCAAUCAACUCAUUCCUACCAAUCAAGUACCACAAGUCAACAAACUGACACUUGUCGGCCAAAUACCACCACAAGACAAUGAUUGUAUAAUAACUUCUGAAAGUUCGCCCAAACCCCCACCAAUUGCCGAGAAUAGGAGUGCAUACACCCAAGUGAUUUGUUUAGAGUGUAAAGAAAACUUAUCUGAUUCACCAGCUUCUGCUUGUAAAGAUCGGGCCAGUCACUAUAUGCAGUUUUCCAACCAGGUUUAUUCAUGCCCUGUAUGUUUAUUUGCCCUGCCCACCACGUGCGCUCUUAAAGCGCAUUUGCGUUUACAUUUAAAAUGCCCCCUUUAUUGCUGCCCUGAAUGUGGUUCGGCCCUUGGCAACAAAAAUAUUAAUUAUCCUUACAACCACGACUGUGAGGGUUUUAAAAUGAUGAGAGCAACUGCAAGACUAAAAUGUGGGGCGGCUAACUGUCGCAUUUGUUUCCAUCCUAACGAUUUAAGAGAACACAUGAAAAAUCUUCACAUGAGAAAAGUUUUCAAGUGUCCAUUUUGCGUUGUUGCAUGUUUCAGUGAAAUUAGUAUGCAAAGCCAUUUUAAGACUCAUAAAAUGGACAGUAUAAAGCCACUGGUAUUCUAUAAGUGCGAAUUAUGUCCAGGAAAAUUUGUCUUGCAGAGUCGUAUAGAGAGUCACAUAAAAAGUCACAAAGUUUUCGUCUUCUAUCCAUGUUGGCCAUGUGGUUCAAUAUUUAAGGACGUGGCCCUCCUACUGAUGCAUUUCCUAGAAAAACACAAUAAAAACGUUACGGUAGAAAAUGCAGUGAAAAAUCUGCUGUCGGAAAUUGAGUCUUUAAAAGAUACAGAUAAGCCGAAAAGAGUAUACCGUGUCGUGAAAAGGUGUGAUCAAUGUCAGAGAAGUUUCACCUAUAGAUGUCAGUAUAGCGAAAUACAUAAUCUGCCCAAUGAAUGCCCUUACAAAUGUACUUCCACAUUUGAGAGUUCCACAGAAUUGGAUGAUAGUCCAGAUGUGACUACUUUUAACAAAAUGACAAACAGUGUGUUAUGUCAUUUGUGUAAUGCGAAUAUUAUUGAUGAUCCCAAAGAAAUUAAAAAGCAUUAUUCUUCACUACAUAAAACAGAAAAAUGUUUGGAUGCCAAAAUUGUUCUCACCAGAAUUGAUGUAAAUAAAUACCGAACUCAAACUCAAAACACGAAUCUGACCAAAAGUAAUAUUAAAAAAACUAUUGGCAAGAAAGUAUUUAAAAGAAAAGGGAAACGGCAACAAAUUAAAAUUCUAAGGGAUCCUUUUAAAAUGGAUAAUGAUCAGUCAAGUAUAGAUACCCACGACGAGACGAUAACGUGUGACACCCCUCCUGCUACUUUGUGUUACAUCUGCAAAAUAUGUGGAAGUAACUUUGACCAAAAAGAAAUACUAGAAAAACAUUUGAUAACACAUAGAGACUCAUGCAUGGCUUAUCAGUGUAUGGAAUGUGGACAAAGUUUUGUUGUCAAGCCGUCAUUUUCGAAGCACUUACUGCUGGAACACAGUAUCUCGGAUAGUGAAACGUAUAUAAAAGAAAAACAUUGUUACAAUGAAAAUGCUCUGAUAAAAUACCAAAGUAGUGAAAUUAUUUCCAACGAACCUCUUCGUGAAAACCAAUGUAACAUUUGUAGAGAGGACUUUGAGGAGCCAGAAGAUUUAGCCAAGCAUUUUAGAGUUCAUGGUAUGGCUUUUUUGAUGAAAAACAAUCCAAGUAAAUGAGGAAAAAUCCUUAUCCAACUUUAGGCAGUAAAAAUAAUUAACUAGUAUUUUGAAUAAGGCCAAAAUGAUUUUUGUUUUCCAUAGUCUUCUGCAGUGGAGAGUUGUUAUUAUCUGGUAAUUUGUUAUUUUAUUUAGUCUUAAUUUUAUCUCAUUAUCACUAUUAUAAGAUUUUGAAUGUUUUUCGUUACAUAUAAAAUAAGUUACACUGACUUCAUUAUUUUAAGUAUAGAUACUAAGUUGCAACAUUGUCACUUUUAGUAACUAAAAAAAUGCACUAAAUGCGCCUUUUUUAAAGAAUUGUACCUUGAUGUAGGUAGGUAGGUAAAUUCAGUAUGUAGUUUAGUAUAUAAUUUGAGAUGUUCAAUAUUCUUAGUACCUAAUCAGUAGGUAGUAAUGAGCCCUGGUCAGCCCGGUGUUUGGCAGUAGACUCACCAACUACAUUGAAAUGUGUGUACAUAUGCAAUUCUUUAUUUUGUACAAUAAUUAUUAUAUAACGCAAAAGACAAUAACUAGAGGUCGAAGUUUUACCUAAACAAAAAUAAGCAAUAAAAGUAAUCAAUUAACGGCCAAUUUCAAUAACCUAUCUAUCUGUAGAUUUGCUUACUCAAGAUACAAUUUUGACGCAUUUUGUAUGGAGCUUAUGUCAAAAUUGUAUCUCUAGUCAGCAAUCUACAGAUUAGGUUAUUGAAAUUGGCCGUAACUGACAUUUUAUGAUUAAGUUAUUUUAUGUGGACUACUUGUAAGCAAAUGUGUCCUGUGUUUAAUGACUGAGUAUGUUAAUGUAACUAUCGUUAUUACUGUUUAAAUUUUAAGAUACUUGUAACAGAAUGAAUAAAAGUUAUUCAGCUGCAA
Messenger RNA from Spodoptera frugiperda (fall armyworm), 3095 nucleotides. Its product is annotated as zinc finger protein 532. The record is from RefSeq and is a predicted model, not a curated record. NCBI's taxonomy places the organism in Eukaryota, Metazoa, Arthropoda, Insecta, Lepidoptera, Noctuidae. The coding region runs from base 135 to 2243 and encodes 702 amino acids. The transcript is spliced from 3 exons.